GAGGUAGUGAGUGGAGCUGCGCUCCAGCAGUCGCGCUCUGACCGUGGAUUUACGCAGCGCGCACAGCAGACGCGCUGCCUGCUCUGCCACUCUCCAAACAUCAGAGUAGAAAUACUUCCUCAUAUUUUGUUUGGGGAAACACCCAAUAAAAACCUAAGAAAGAAACACAUGACAAUUAUCUGCAAGGAACAAGGAAGGGGGGAGCUGAACUUGAACUUAAAGCAGCUUUAUGGGUCCCAAACAUCCUUAAUAACCCCGCUGGUCCCUGGAGAAAGAGGAGUUUCUUUUGAUGUUCUGGGGCUAUUUAUUAUUUCCACAUUGAUCACUCUUUUAGUGCCAUAAAUAUGAGCAACAGCAGCAACAGCAGCAACAGCAGCAACUGCAGCGUGGGUCAUGAUGGCAACCCCACAGUGAGCAUCCUCAUGUUCUUAGGAGGGGUGGUGGGAAACCUUGGGGCCCUCUUCAUCCUUGGAGUUCACCAGAAGGAGCACAGAUCCAGGUCCUCGCUGUUCUGCAUCCUGGUUACUGGUCUGGCCCUCACGGACCUGCUGGGCACCUGCCUCCUCAGCCCACCUGUGUUCAUCUGCUACGCCCAAAACACGGCCCUGAAAGAUCUGGGAGGUGAGAGUCUGUGCAACCUCUUUGGCUUCGUCAUGAGUUUCUUCGGCCUGGCCCCCAUGCUGAUCCUGUGUGCCAUGGCGGUGGAGCGCUGCCUGGCCAUCAGCCACCCCUACUUCUACUCGGUCCACAUCCGCCGCAGCUUUGCCAAGUUCACACUCUUCUUCAUUUACCUCUUUUCUUUGGGGUUUUGCCUCCUGCCGUACAGUGGCUACGGCAAGUUCCGACAGUACUGCCCCGGGACAUGGUGCUUCAUUGAUAUGGAUGCUGAAGAGGAGGACAAGUCCCUGCUGGUCUUUUCCUUGUCCUACUCCUCCAUCAUGGCACUGCUGAUCCUCGUGGUGUUUGUUUGCAACGGGUCGGUGAUUUUUAGCCUGUGCCAGAUGCGCCGCAGCCAGCUGAUCCGACGUGGCUCAGUGGCAUCGACAGGGAGGAAGAGGAGGAUGAGCAUGGCCUGGUUCAAACAGGGAGAAGAGGAGAUCGACCACCUGGUUCUGCUGGCCGUCAUCACUGUCAUCUUUGUGGUGUGCUCCGUGCCGCUGACUAUUGCUGGCUUCAUCAACGCCUUUAAUCCGUUCAAAGACGACGAGCAGUAUCUGACCGCCUUCCGAUUCUACGCCUUUAACCCCAUCAUGGACCCAUGGGUGUUUAUCAUCUGCCGCAAGUCUGUGUUUCGCCACCUGUGCUCCAUCCUGAGCUGCCACUUCAGCAAAGGAGCCGUGAAGGCAACAGCCCACUGCGCUUUGUCUCUACCGCUCGAUAACACCAUAACAUGCAGCCCCUCGGCGUGACACGGACUACUAAGUCACGGAAACCCUUGGCUGUGAAAGACGAAGGAUUUGAGGAAGCAGGUCUCCCUUGUCUACAUCUGAGGCAUUGCAGCAUUGAAAUAUACUCCACUUACACGUUGAGGGAACAAAGGACAAACAUUUAUUUGCGACACCCCUGGAAGAAAUGACUCCACUCUGUGUUGCUUUUCCACUGAUCCAUGGGACCUUUUUUGGUGUUGAAAGGAUAAUUGUGUCGUCAAACAAAGCCCAGAUACUUUAUAAAUACAGCAUAUUCAACCAUAUAGAGCCAAUAGAAAUAUAGUCUGAAGACAUUGGGUAAAGCUAUAUGGACAUGCAUGAAUGUAUAUUGUGUUUUUCUCUCUCAGUCAGUGAGCAUUUCUUAAGGACACAGCAAACUGUUUCUUUUCUGUGCAGCUUUCAAGUGUUAGCCGUCUGUUCCUCUCAAUGCAAAGAUCCAUUUCACUUCUCUGUGAAAAAUGACUACAUUCAAAGACGGAGAAGGAGCUUCAUCUAAUGCAUCUCCUCCACCGGUCACCUCAGCCUCGUGUAAACAAUCCCAAACUAAAGCAGGCCUUAAUCCAAAAGCAUGACUGCGGUGAUGCGAGUGGUCCAUGUAAGGCUCGACUUUGGCACAGCUUUGCUUCAAGUGAAGUGCCAUUGUCAGCAAGUCAAUGAAGCUCAGCAGAAUGUGUGCUAACAAUCCACGACAUUUCAUAAAAUACAUAUGCCUUCUGACCUAAUACACACUUAGGAUUUGUACAUUUUCAUCUGUAUCUAGACAGCAUAAUUCAUCACUAAAUAAUGUGUGAAAGCCCUAAUAUUCAACUUUCAAAAGAUAAAACUUUUGAAAUGUUUCCUUUCAAUACAGUAUUCUGUUUAGUUUGUGAUUUAAAAAGUUUGCAAAGUUUCAAAUUUACUGGUAAGUGCAAGUUAAGUAUAAUAAUUGUCUACUUACUCUGUCUAAUAACUUGCAUUAUUUUGCAUCUCACUAUUUUGGAAUAAAAAAAAUAAGAGCUGAAAAUAA
Molecule: messenger RNA, 2433 nt
Organism: Oryzias melastigma (Indian medaka)
Lineage: Eukaryota; Metazoa; Chordata; Actinopteri; Beloniformes; Adrianichthyidae
Gene: ptgir
Product: prostaglandin I2 receptor
Exons: 3
Coding region: 345-1409 (354 amino acids)
Biological process (GO): inflammatory response; adenylate cyclase-activating G protein-coupled receptor signaling pathway; positive regulation of cytosolic calcium ion concentration
Cellular component (GO): plasma membrane
Molecular function (GO): thromboxane receptor activity; prostacyclin receptor activity
Source: RefSeq, a predicted model, not a curated record